UCGACUGGUUGUGCGAUGGCGUUAGGGAUAAAAACGCUCAUUUUUUUCGCGGCCGUCACCCUCCUUCGCCCCGGCUCCUGCCGAGACGAGGAUAGGAUCAUGAAAGCAUGCUUCUGGGCUUACGAGGUAUACGAGCCCUGCUUCGGCGGCUGCGCAGAGGUAUCGUGCGACAACCCGCGCAACCACCUGCGGCCGUGCUACCCGUACUGCGAGCCCGGCUGCGUGUGCCAGGAGCCGUAUGUGCGUGACGACCGCACGCACCAGUGCGUGCUGCCGCAGGACUGCUCCCCGACUCAAAUGGGCAUCCCAGUGCCAACAAGACGAUCUGAAAAAUACAACACAAACAACGGCAACUACAAUGUUAAACGGCACUAUGCGAAAAAAGAAGACGAGAGUCACACGAACCGCCGCCAGAAAUCCGGUGCUGUGGAUUGGACGGAAGAAUAG
Molecule: messenger RNA, 447 nt
Organism: Leguminivora glycinivorella
Lineage: Eukaryota; Metazoa; Arthropoda; Insecta; Lepidoptera; Tortricidae
Exons: 4
Coding region: 16-447 (143 amino acids)
Source: RefSeq, a predicted model, not a curated record